AUGACUCUGGAGCCCGCCGAUGCCCGCGCCUCUGUCUGCCAGUCGCAGGUCAGCUCCUGCUACAACGCCUGCGGCUCGGUCGCCUCCACAAUCAAAAACUUUUGCAACGUCCGCACCAUGGGCUGGAACUGCAUGUGCAUGAACCGUGCUGCAGAAAAGGCUGUCGGCGACCACGAGUGGCCAAUCGCCACUGCCGAGUGCCGCGCUGCGCUCAACGCCUGCAACGACUCGUGUGCGGUCAAGCAGGACCCAACCGAAAAGCUGGUGUGCUUCACGUCGUGCACGGCCGACUACCAGUGCAAUACACAGAGUGCGCCAAAGAGCAACCUCAGGGUCCUCAAUGUCAACGACAAGCCAAAGGGAUACCUGCCGCCGGUCGACGACAAGGAGAUCGGCUUGACCAUUGGCAUGAAGUUUGGUCCCAAUGCACCUGGACUCGACUCCAGCUCCCGCAAGCUGCAAAACACAGACGACCCCGCUUCGCUGCCAAAGUUUCCACCUAGCCUCGACGAUGACGAAUCGGCCAAGGACUCCAAGAAGGGCAAGGGAGCGAAGGACACCAAGGCAAAUGACGAGGCGAAUGGUCGCAAUAAGCCCGGCGUUGCCUCCGGCAUCUCCGGCCCCAGGCACAGCGUCGCUCGUUUCACCACAUGUACUUUUAGCUGGCAUUGCUGCCGCCCUCUACGCCCUGCACUAGGUCAUAUCACCACCACCACUGCGACCACAGGUCCACGGGUUGCUCGCUAG
Messenger RNA from Linderina pennispora, 747 nucleotides. RefSeq lists its product as uncharacterized. NCBI's taxonomy places the organism in Eukaryota, Fungi, Kickxellomycota, Kickxellomycetes, Kickxellales, Kickxellaceae. The transcript has a single exon. The record is from RefSeq and is a predicted model, not a curated record. The coding region runs from base 1 to 747 and encodes 248 amino acids.